This is a messenger RNA of Nicotiana tabacum (common tobacco), 2377 nucleotides long. The record is from RefSeq and is a predicted model, not a curated record. Lineage: Eukaryota; Viridiplantae; Streptophyta; Magnoliopsida; Solanales; Solanaceae.
CACCCAAAAGUAUUCUAUUUUCUCCUUUAAUUUUUUAGCCAAAUAGUAGUGUGGUUCCGCCCAACGACUGGUUUCCACAUCCGUCUUCACCCUUGCAAAACCAUCUCUUCUGUUAGGGUUUUUCUCCCCUGAAAGGAUUUCCUUCUUCUCCAGCUAACCGGGAUUCUUGGAAGCAACUAAAUUAUCCGGAAAUGGUCUCGUCCUAAUUUCAGGUUUUUCUUAAGUUGGUGCAGAAACAGCGAACUUGAGCAGGGAUUAAUAACCCAAAAAAUAACUUUACUUGGAGGAUGGGUGACGAUGCUUUUGAUGGCCAGCUAUUGGCUGAAAAGUUGUCUAAGCUUAACAGUUCACAGCAAAGCAUAGAAUCUUUGUCAAGGUGGUGCAUUUCAUAUCGUAAGAAAGCCAAGCAGAUUGUUGAAACGUGGGAUAAGUUGUUCAGAUCUGCACAGCGGGAGCAACGUGUUUCAUUUCUGUACUUAGCCAAUGAUAUUCUGCAGAAUAGUCGGCGCAAGGGCAGUGAGUUUGUUAAUGAGUUCUGGAAGGUCCUUCCCACGUCUGUGAAGCAUGUUUAUGAAAGUGGUGAUGAAAAUGGGAAGAAAGCGGCUUCUAGACUGGUUAAUAUAUGGGAAGAGAGAAAAGUUUUUGGAUCCAGGGGUCAGAAUCUUAAAGACGAAGUGUUGGGCAAGACUCCUGGUCCGUCAGUAAGCAAUGGGAAGAGCUCAAAUCCUAUCAAAGUUGUGAAAAAGGAUGCUCACUCAGUAAGGAUUAAAUUGGCUGUUGGCUGUACUCCAGAAAAAAUUGUAACAGCAUUCCAACUAGUUCAUGAUGAAAAUGUGAAUGAGGAAGAUGCUUUGAACAAGUGCAAAGAUGCAGUUUUUUGUGCUGGGGAAAUGGAGAGUGAUAUUGAAAACCUUACUUCCCAAGGAAAUCUCCAGGGUUCUGAAUUGAUGGAUAAGAUGCAAGAGCAGGAAAACAUACUUCAGCAAUGUGUCAGCCAGCUUGAGAAUGCUGAAUCAUUGAGAGUUACCUUGAUUUCUCAGCUGAAAGAUGCACUUCAAGAUCAAGAAUCUAAGCUAGAGCUAUUACGCAGUGGGCUGCAGGUUGCACGUGGUCAGAUCGAACUAGCAAAAAAUGUAAGACAGAGGCUGACAUCUCCCAAUGUUGCUGCUCCACCAUUGAGUACUGGUAUCCUUCCAGUUGAUGGCACAAGAGCAACUGAACCAACCCCGCCUUCACUGCAAUUACCCAACAUGCCUCCUUUGCCUCCACCUCCCAAUCCUUUGACUUCUUUUGCAAAUUCCAAAACUAAUGAAGAGGAAAGCAAAAGGGCGGCAGCAGCUCUUGCUGCAAAACUUGCUGCUUCAACAUCUUCUGCUCAAAUGUUGACCUCUGUUCUUUCGUCUCUUGUUGCUGAAGAAGCUGCGUCACUGAGCAGUGGAUUGAAAUCAACUGGUUUCUCUUCUAGCUUACCUUUUGCAUCUCCAGAGAAACGGCUCAAGUUAGACAAGCCAAUGACUUUUUCUGAUAUGAACAGUUCCGAAGGGGGUAAUUCCACUUACUUCACUUCAUCACAGCAACCGAUUACUAGCAUUCCUCUUGCCCCUUCCUCAGGCUUACAAUCGUCAAACCAGAUACAAGCUCCGUUUCCACCACCUCCACCUCCACCACCACCUUUACCUCCAGCAAAUUCCACUGGAAGUCAGUUAGGUCAGUCUGCAGCUAUGAUGAUGGGGAUGAUGCCCUAUGGAUAUAGUGCCGGCUGCCUUCAGCCACCUCAAAUUGCAAUGGGACUGAGGCCGCCUCCACCACUACCCCAGCAAGCACAACAGCAGCAACUGCAGACUCAGCAGCCACAAUCUCAACAGCAGCCUGCCAAUGGUGGAUUUUAUCGUCCACCUGGUAUUGGAUUCUAUGGACAGACCCAUCAGCAGACAACACCAGCAGCACCCAGGCAGUAAAUCCCUUUGGAAUAGGGAGCACAUGUUACAUUGUACAUUAAUAGUAAAAGUAGACUAGUUCUAGUUACUGUUUCCCUUCUCCUUCAUACUUUUGUGCACCUGAUAUCCUCUGCAAUCCCCAAGCCCUCCUUCGAACCUCCACCUCUGUUGCUUAACCAAAGUGCCCUUUGUGUUGAAGUAUUGGGUGUUUUGCAUCCAUUAAAGCGUACCUGUAACCUAAUGUCUAGGUGUCCGUAUAAUUAGUUGUAGAUUGAAGGUCCAUGUACUUAAUAUCUUCAGAACCUUGAGCAGAAAGAAACUAGUAGGUGAAAUUUUAGCCUGUUUCUGCUGCUUGGACCUUUCUAUUAGUACUUUUGAAUGCUUAAAACUGUGUAAUCAUGCGAUUUCACUUAAGUUCUAUGAUCUCUGUAUGUCAUGGA